AUGUCGUCGGCAACUGGCCGGGGCACGACGCUCCCAGAUGAAAUACUGGCCAUGAUCUGCGCAGAGCUGGGCAACGACAACGAUUUUGGUUCUCUAUUCAGCUGUGCUUUGUCCUCCAAGUCCUUUGCAGACCCUGCUCUGCGGACAAUGUACCAACGCCACCAGUUCUCCCCCGUCUUUGAGCAGCGGGAUGAUCUCGUCAUGCAGAAGGAAGUCGACUUCUCGACGAAAGCAGCGGAAGAAAAGCGACUAUACCAGAAAUGGAACCUCCUCUGGCGUUCCAUCAUAUCGUCCAGUCUCGACGAUACGAGGUGGCCGACGUACAAGCCGUACUGCCGGUACAUCACGACACUGGACUUUCGCAAUCUCCUCGCCAUGGUAGAUGACUUCAAAUUCACGCCGCAGGUCCAGUCACAAUUCUUCAAAAAGGGCCUGCAAAAGUUCUGGUUCCCUAAGAAGGAAUUCGCCCGACAAACAGUCGACGGCGUUGCGACCGUGAACGCCGUCGGUGACGCCCUGACCGCAAAGACCCACCUGCUUGAAGAGAUCAACGGUCAUGUCAGUCAAGGGCACUUGUCUGACUGGAUAGCCCUCUCCCCGAAGCUGGUGAGUAUGGUCUUGUGGAAGGGCGACGCCCUGUCCAACGGUGCUGGCAAGGCCAUUGCCCAGCACUGCGAGUCGUUCAAAAGCUUAACCAUACAUGAAUGGUCAAGUCCGGAUGCGGACAUCGCGUGCUCCACCUUCCUCAACGACCUAAAGCCAGACACGUUGGAAUACUUUGAGAUGAUCAGCUUCAACACAUUGGGAAAGCUGUCCUUUGCUGCUCUAGGACGACACAAGUCUCUACGUGAACUAUCAUUGAGCAACCUUGACAAGGAAGCCAUGCUGAAUCUGAACGCGCUCAAAGAAUGCACCGAAUUACACACGCUCAAGCUCGACGACAAUCUGGGCAACGUGCAGCUCCAAAGACUUUACAACGACGUGUUUCUGGAAGUCGUCAAUUGGCUCAGUUCGUGUCGAAAGUUACGAGAUCUGAGCUUGAAGAAAUUCUUGGAUGGGCCUGGCAUUCUCUCACGGGUUCUGUGCUCGCCCAACGUGCACUUGACCAGAUUAUCUCUAGAAGGGUACAACGUGCGUACCACGGAUUCUCAGCUCUUCCACUCCGCACUUCCGGAACAGCAAUCCUUGGAAUCAAUAUGGCUCAAGGGCCAGGGCGAGUAUACCACCUCCGAUGAUCUUGCAAUCAUGGUCCAAGGUCUAUGUGGAUUGAAGAACCUCAAAGAGCUUGUGCUCAAAGAUGUGUCGGACGAAUUUACCGAGACGCAUAUUGCGACCCUUGCCCUGAGCCUUCCGCACCUCGAAGACUUGUGGACGAGUGGUGGCGAGAUAUCUGAGGACAUUCUGGGAAUCUUGGCUGGGCUUGACAAACUCAAGAACUUGACACUCUACGCUCUGACACAAUUCAGCUCCGAAGCCAUCCUGGACUUCUUGGAACGUCUCAAUCCAGUAACACAGAAAGGGUUCAACUUGUCUUUGAUGGCCGCGCACCCUGACUAUGACUUGACCGAAGCGGAGCAGGAUUUAAUCCGAGAGUACAUUCGAGCAAACCUGGAUGGCCGCUUUGACCUUGUUGUGUGGAGAGAGCUUGAAACAAGCGACAGUGAGGACGAUUGA
Exophiala spinifera is the source of this 1674-nucleotide messenger RNA. RefSeq lists its product as uncharacterized. Gene Ontology annotation, biological process: SCF-dependent proteasomal ubiquitin-dependent protein catabolic process. The record is from RefSeq and is a predicted model, not a curated record. Bases 1 to 1674 code for a protein of 557 amino acids. The transcript has 2 exons. Gene Ontology annotation, cellular component: SCF ubiquitin ligase complex. NCBI's taxonomy places the organism in Eukaryota, Fungi, Ascomycota, Eurotiomycetes, Chaetothyriales, Herpotrichiellaceae.